Messenger RNA from Toxoplasma gondii ME49, 2448 nucleotides. RefSeq lists its product as hypothetical. NCBI's taxonomy places the organism in Eukaryota, Apicomplexa, Conoidasida, Eucoccidiorida, Sarcocystidae. The record is from RefSeq and is a predicted model, not a curated record. The transcript is spliced from 3 exons. Bases 130 to 840 code for a protein of 236 amino acids.
GAAAGACAGGCGUCCGGCGGCUGUCGGCUUCGUUUGCGACGCGGCGGAGUCGCGCAUCUGAAAACGCGAACUUCUGCGGUAAAUGAGACUGCGAAUCAGGUGCAGCAGACAUCAUCUGACGAGCCAUACAUGGCGGAGCAGCAUCGCGACGCUCGGACUUGGUGGACUGACGGAUUCGGGUGGUGCAUUCUGCGCCCAGCGCAGCUCCACACACGUCGCUCUCCUGCGGCAGCUUGCAAGGUCGAAAGAGAAGUUGCGCCAAGACACCUGAAGAGCGGGGAAGAUAACUUUGUCUCUAUAAGUUGCUGCAGAACCGGAAAGGGAAGCUUCUCUCAGAGUCGAUGCCCGGGCAGAAGACGCUUCCAAGUCGGAGGAGAGACAAGGGACCUUCGGGAGGCCAAGGCGCGACAGAGCGGAGAGAAAGGCCUAUUCAGCUUUUCACGAAGGAGCGUCAACAGAAGAAGAGAGAAAAAGACAACGAAACGCGACAACACGGCGAAGAAGAAGCCGGACAAGGAAAGAAGGAACAAAAGAGAGAAGGAGAGAAGCAGAAACCAGGGAGGAGAAAGGAGAGGCGAAGAAAAGGAACAAGAUGAGAAGACAGAAGAAGGCCUUGGAAAGCCUAAAGGGAAGGAGAGGUUUGAAUCAGCGACAGAGAGAGAAAAACGCCUUCCUCCGCGCUUUCUCUAUGAAGAAGGACGGGGGCAUGAGAAAAUUCCGACAAACACAAUGCAGACGACGGGGGGACGGAGCCGAAGAAAAACGAAGAAAAAAGAGUUCGGGAUGAGGAGAAACCGCGAAGAAAGAGGAAUGGCAUUUCAUUCCUGCGAGCACUGGUGACGUUCUUUGUAGGAAGCCGAGACAGGCCCUACGAAAGGCAGAAAUCCACUUUUUUCUGCUUCCUCAGGCAGACAAAAAGGCGACAUUGGAGCGCUGCGAGUCUCCUCGUUCGCCUGUGCCACAGGAAAUACUCUUCUGCGAGAGUUUACUUCUCUGGAAAAUCAAGAAUUUCUUGAGGUUCGCUUGUGCAGAGACGCUGGCGUGAGGAACGCUGUCUUGUCACCCUCCUCUCUGUGUGUGGUGAGACAUGGCAGAAACUUUUUGUGAACACAACGGAGAAAGGAGGUCGCCCAUCUUGGUUUUUUUUAGGAGAGGUACACGAGAAAAAAGGUGGAGAUAGGACGUCCUUUGCUCGUUUUCUCGCAGUAAAAAUCCCUUUUCUCCGUGUCUUGCUGGCGCUCUUCUUCGCUUGUUCCUCGUCAAGGAAAAACUCGUUGAGCAUGCAUGCAACCCCCAAGCGAAAUGGGGGAAUUUUCGUCUCUGCAGAAAGUCAAAAUACUUUCCCUCUCCUAUCCUGCGGAGUGUCUGCAGAAAGAACGAAUUCGUCAAAAGGCGAAAUUCGGGGAAUCAGUCUCUCUCUUUCCCACAAUAAGCAUCUAUACAAGGAAAAUAUGAAGAUAUAUAUAUACAUAUAUUUAUGUGCUUGUAUACGGUCCAUCCAUAUAAAUAUAAAUAUAUAUAUAUAUAUAUAUAUGCGUAUAAUCACCUGUAGAUUGCUCAAAUGUAUGCCUACAUCUAAAAGUUGCUUUAUCCUUAUGUACGGGUGUAACAGACGCUUACACACAUAUGUCUAUAUUCUUCAAGAAGUUCAUCUGUAGCGACUUCUACGUAAGACCACAAUAAAGAAACUCACACAUCUAUUAGGCUUUUGCUUAGAGUUUAAGAUUUAGAAGAAGGCAAAAGGAGGGGAACCAGCUACUAUGCUCUGUCUUUGCCGUUUUCUCGCGCUUCAUCUUUCGCGUGUACAGGUCCCUGGGAAUCAUGGCGAGGCGUUUUCUUUCUGUUUCAACAGAGCGCGUUUUUCAUGAGAAGGCUUUUUUCUGUUGAAGGACUUGGCCGGCAAAUCAGCUGGCGCCUUAUCAGAAUGAGUCUUUCCCCGGGGGCAGAAAAGAACCAAUUUACAGCGAGGCUUCCUCAGAGAAGGCGUUCCUGUGCGACGAAGGUGCCGGGCAAAUUAGCCUCGGACGCUGCCACAAACAGUGGAAGCGUCACUGUCUCUUCUUCCGGCCUCGAGAGCUUCCGCGUCGGGCGUCUCUGCUUGCAUCGCAAAUACCUUGUCCAUUCCCAGAGUGGCUCGUUCUAGCCGCGAAGGGUCGCAGGCAACGAGGCGACUCUGGAAGAGCGAAGAGAACGAGAAAUAUCUCUCGGAAAAAGGUCACUGCCAUUUCACAGUCGAAGCCUCUGCUAGAAGUGAACCGAGAAGCGCUCAGCUGAAAAUGCACUCCUUCGAAAUCAGAAAAGGCGGCGCAUCUGGCACAAGAUUCCUAACUUUCUCUGCCUGGGCACAAGAGACAGCGGCGCCGCAUCCGUCUGUCCGGACGCUGGAACUCCUCGGCUGUCCGCAAGCGAGAAAGCAAACUACGCGAAAACGCCUCUAAAACUUGUCGC